AUGGCCCUUUCAACAUUUCAGAAACAUCUCCAACUCAUCAAAACAUACGUUGCAAGAGGAGAUUAUACUGAUUUUGAUCGCGGACUUGCUUGUGGUAUUAAGUUCGGUCCCAACUAUAUGCUGGUUAAUACCAAGCGUCUCAAAUUAUUUAUGGGCCGUUCAAAAUCUUGUUUGAACGGUUGUUUCCAUAAAUGCGGGUACAAUGUUUCAAGAAUUUCUUCCGAGGAAAAUCAAAUUAUCGCCGAGUUUUCCAGAAGAUCCGGGCGCCCACUUCCACAGCCGCGUCAAUGGUGCAUUAGAUCCAACGAUCCAAAUAUUGCAUCAGCUCAAUCUGAAUCAAUUUCCGAAAGUGAAAUUGAAAUCGAACCAAUGGAGACCUACCUUAAUGUUUCUUCAUUGCUCAAUCGCAAGCCCGAGUCUAUAUAA
Molecule: messenger RNA, 426 nt
Organism: Trichomonas vaginalis G3
Lineage: Eukaryota; Parabasalia; Trichomonadida; Trichomonadidae
Product: transcription-initiator DNA-binding domain ibd family
Exons: 1
Coding region: 1-426 (141 amino acids)
Source: RefSeq, a predicted model, not a curated record